AUGGAUUUCGAACAGGUUCUGACUGAGAUCGGCGGUUUCGGCAGAUAUCAGAAGAUUUUGUACGUGUGGAUAUGUCUUCCACAGAUUUUAAUUGCUUUUCACAUGAUGGCGAGCGUCUUCACGGGCGCCACACCUCCGCAUCGUUGUCGAAGCUCGGCUGAUGAUCACUGGUACUUUAAUAACGGUUCGAGUUUAAUAACAGGAACAUUGAACUACAGCAACAAGGACUCAUGCGGCACCCACACCGUCCAGAAUGUUAGUGUGAACACGCACUGUCAACAUGGCUGGCUGUACAGUUCAGAAACCUUCUCCAACACCACUGUCACUGAGUGGGAUCUUGUCUGUGACAGAGCUAGUUUAAACAGCAUUGGUUCUUCCGUGUAUAUGCUGGGAUUACUUGUGGGAGCGAUUGUUUUUGGAGCCAUUGCUGACAGGUAUGGAAGGAGGUUUGCCCUGCUCAUGUCCCUUGCCUUUCAGACUGUGUUUGGAGUAGCUGCUGCAUUUUCUCCAAACUACCCACUGUAUGUGACUCUACGCUUCAUCAUAGGAACCACCAUCUCAGGUGCCAUCAUUAACGCAUUUGUUUUGGGUACAGAAUGGACCUCUACAAAUAAACGUAUGCUGGCUGGAAUUAUUACCGAUUACUUUUUUGGGUUUGGAUAUAUGCUGCUGGCUGGUGUGGCUUAUCUCAUUCGAGACUGGAGAAAAUUGCAGCUUGCCAUCUCAGCACCUGGUUUUCUCCUUAUUUUCUAUAUUUGGGUUCUUCCUAAUUCAGCUCGUUGGCUGUUGGUAAGCAACAGAAAAGAGGAAGCUCUUGUUCUCCUGCGUAAAGCAGCUAUGGUCAAUGGUCGUUCCUUCCCAACUACAAUACAGUUAGACAAGCAUGAGGCCACGCAACUGCAUCAAUACUCUGUUGUAGAUCUUGUGCGUACUCCCCAGAUGAGGAAACGAUCUCUUAUUCUCUGCUAUGUCUGGUUUGUUAAUGUGUUAGUGUACUAUGGUUUAUCUCUGGGUGUAUCGGACCUGGGCACAGACCUUUACAUGACACAGUUUUUGUUUGGAUUGGUGGAGGUCCCUGCCAGGACCCUGGCUUUGUUUGUCCUUCCUUGCAGCCGGCGGCUCCCACAAAGUGCGUUUCUCGCCAUAGGAGGCACCGCCUGCCUGCUUAUGCUCGCUGUACCAGCAGAUUAUCCUACUGUACAUACUUCUCUUGCUAUGAUUGGAAAAUUUGGAAUCACAGCUUCUUUUGUCAUCAUCUAUAUUUACUCAGCUGAGAUCUUUCCAACUGUGCUUAGGCAGACAGGAAUUGGAGUGUCAUCUGUGUUUGCACGAAUAGGUGGGGUUUUAGCUCCCCUAAUAAAUUUGCUUGGAAAAAGUCAUCCAGUUGUACCUGUGGUUAUAUUUGCCUCUGCACCUUUGCUGGGAGCAGUUCUCACAUUGGCUCUUCCAGAGACAGUCAACAAACCACUACCUGAUACCAUCCAUGAUGCAGAGAGGUUUACAGAUCCAAAACAUAAGAAAAGUUUCUCUGAGAAUUCUGUCCACUCUCCAAGCAGCACAGAAGUCCAGGAAUUACAAUGUCCUUCCAACAAUUUAUAAUAGACACACUUGAUUUCAUCUAUAAAUAAAAACACAACCCAGCAACCCCCAGUCUUUUUUCUUGUCAGUUUGCUGGUCUGAAUAACUCGCCCAUGGAUGAAGUGUCU
Molecule: messenger RNA, 1706 nt
Organism: Trichomycterus rosablanca
Lineage: Eukaryota; Metazoa; Chordata; Actinopteri; Siluriformes; Trichomycteridae
Product: solute carrier family 22 member 13
Exons: 10
Coding region: 1-1599 (532 amino acids)
Biological process (GO): transmembrane transport
Cellular component (GO): membrane
Molecular function (GO): transmembrane transporter activity
Source: RefSeq, a predicted model, not a curated record